CAGCAGCGAGGACCAGAGAGCAGCAGCGAGGACCAGAGAGCAGCGCGGGACGUUGAUGUGACAUUGGUGAAUCCCAACACAGCAACAAGCAAGGAAAACGCAAAGGCAAAGGAGAGCUAGAAGCAAGCACCGACGAUAGCAACAGCAGCAGGCAAGCACGCACGAUGCAGCGUGGUUGCGAGACGACAACAGGAGGGCCACCACCUCCCAACAACACCGGCAGCAGCGGCAACGACGUCGAUGGAGGAAGUGUGAAGCUGCGGCAAAAGAAGAAGAAGACGCGACAGCCGCGCAGGGCCGACGAGGAGGAGCGCAGCCCAUAUCGGAGACUCAGCGCGACCCUGGACAGCGGGGAUGACGACCUCAACGCCAUCUUUGCCGAAAUUGAAGCAGAGGCACAUCACCAACAACAACAACAAAGCGCACAGCGGCGUGGUGUCCUAAGCUCGCAUCACCACACUCACCAGUGCCCAGGAAGCGAUGCGUCCACGACGGGGGACGAAGCCCAUCAUGCCCAAUCGCUGCAGCGCAACGCACCCCGACAGCGGGCACGGCGCAGGCUGCGCAGGCGCCACAAGCGUACGAGCGUUCCCAUUCCCGACAGCCUCAUGGAGGAGGACGAGGACACGGAUGGUGAGAGCGCGUGCCACGGCAACAUCACCAGCAGCAGCGCAAGCGACACAAUGGACAACGCAAUGGACACAGACAACCACCAAGGCAAAGGCGGCAAGUUGCUUCGGGAGCGGCGCAAACAGGGCGGUGAUGCAGAGCACCACAGCAGCAGUGACCACGAACGCGACCGCACCCCCUCGUCGCCACCACAGCAGCAGAAAGGCAACCUUCGACGUGGCGGGUCCCGCGCGUCCUUCUGCGCCGCCGUCGGCCGUCACUCGUCCAGCACCAGCAUCGUGUCCCGCACGGCGUCGUCGUAUGUGCUCAGCCGGUUCGUGCCGUCAGACCAUGAUGGCGACAACAGCGAGGGCGACGGCAGCGGAUAUGAUCGCGAUGAUAACGACAGCAUCACGUUUGGACACGAUGUGGGCGCGUGGGGCGAGUACGACAACGUGCAGGAAGAUGAGGACGUGCGUGAUGCUGCUGUUGUGCGUGAAGCCGCAGGUGUGAGUGGCUUUGAUGAUGCUGACGAUGCUGAUGAUGAUGAUGAUGAUGAAGAAGCAAGGGUUGCAGCUGUCUUUGACGGUGCGCUUGGGCACGACGCUGUCCACGAUGCGUACAGCGCGUGCGAUCACGGGCGAUUGCGGCGGUGCAACGCCGUUGUCGUGUCAUCUGAUGCCGCUGCCGAUGGCAGUGGGUGGAAUCAACGCUACGACGACAACCACCACCAUCAUCACCACCGCCACCACGGCAGUUUUGAUGCCAACGACACCUUUCGUUAUGACGACAACGGCGAUGGCGAUGAUGUGAUGGCGCGGUUCUCGCGGUGCAGGGAUUCGCAGCUGAGCGACGUCGCCGUGUCGCCGACAUUCGAACGCACGCGCACACCAACAGCAGCGCGCCGACCACCAUCGUCACCGGUAACGCCGUACACACCGCCAUCGCCUACCCCGUACGCCUCGCCCGUGCUCCGGCCGUCAACAGCAGCGCCCGCAGUCGCAACAGCAGCAACAGCAGAAACAGCAACAGCAGAAACACGGCGAACAGGUGCAGCACCAACAGCAGUUGAAACAACACCAGCAACGACGGCUGAAGCAGCGUCAUAUCCCGUGGUUCCGCUGCCACUCUCGCCAUCAUCCUCGUCAACAGCAACACGUGUUUGUGAACCAACACGCGGGAGGAGGAGGCGGAGGGCCAGCAGCCACAACAGCUUCCUCGACGACCACGACUACAAUGUAGACGUCCACGACGAUGAUGAUGAUGAUGAUGAUACGAGCAGUGGCGAUGCCAUUCGCAAGCACAGCAAUGACAUGCUUGCAAGCAGCACAGCUGGCGCGGACAUGUUGAUGCGUCAGCGCUCCCUCGCCGGCAGCAUCAUCGUCAAGAACUUGCACGUGCGCCGGAAGAGCGUAAAUCUCGAGCACGCGCCACUCUGCUUUCCGCGCGGCGUGACACUGGCAGACCUGAACCUGGACGUCGACAGCAGCGGCAGUGGCGGUGACAGCGUGGUGAUGAAGUGCGAUGGUGAUCGUGAUGGUGAGGGGGAUCGUGAACAGGAUGGUGAUGGUGAUGAUGGUGGUGUGAAGGGGGCAGAGGAUGGGCAGCAGGAGGAGGAGGAGGAGGAGGAGGAGGAGGAGCAGGCUGGAGUGAAGCGGCGUGAUGGGGUUGCUGGUGCUGAUGAUGCAAGUAUUGCAGCGGAGGCGGAGUACGACAGACAAGCAACGAACGAGAAGCCUGAGCGCCCAAUCAACAACGUCAAUAUCCUUCAUGGUGCUGAUGGUGCUGAUGGCGAUGAUGUGAGCAGCGGGGAUGAGUACGACGAUCUUGGGUCGCUCGCAUCGGCCGUGAUGAUGCGCGGCAGGUCUGCACAACUGAAGCGGCAGAGGGGCAGCGAUGGCGGUCCUGUUGGGAGUGCUGAUAGUACUGGUGCUGAAGACGACGAGGACAAUGGUGAAGGUGGUGAGGAUGGACCAUCGCUCCCCACACGAGUAGCAAAGACGACUACUGCACCAGCAACACCAGCAGCCACAACGACUGCCUCGACAACAGCAACAACAACAGCAGCAGGAACAGACAUGGACGAGAGGGAAGCGACGACAGAAGUGCCUGAAACGGGCACUGGGGCGAGCACGCCUUCGAUUGGCAACAGCGCCUCGUCGACACCGCAGGCGUCCGUGUUCGCGUCCAGACGGCAGUCAAGUCAAGGCACGAGGGCCACAGACGACGCAGAGGCAGACCCCUCCAUGAAGCGGCUGGAUGACCUGAAGCACGGCGGGGGGUUGUCGCCAUCGCGCCGUCGCUCCAUCCUGUCGUCCGCCACCAUGAUGACGCACCACCAGCAAAAAUCGUCCUCCCCACGCAGACGAUCACACCUUGUACCGCGUCGCCGCCUGUCGCGCGCCAUCAGCUCACCGUCACCGCACCCGUCAGCAUCACCAUCGCCUUCCAACCACCACCACCACUCCCACCUCCACGGCUUCAACAGCAGCAGCAGCAACAGCGGUGCCUUUGGCAGUGGUGGUGGUGGCGGCGGUGUCGCGCCAAAGGGGGCGAUGGUGGAGAUGAUGAUUCCAGAUGCGAACGAGUGUUUCGUUGCGCCGACGCCAAACGGAACAGCGCUCAUCUCGGCAGAAGGGCAGGCGGAGCUCAUCGUUCACUUUGAGCACGGCCUGCCGAAGGUGAUGGCCGGUUCCACCGUCGCCCUGAUCGAGUAUCUGCUCGGACAGAACACCAACGACGACGACGGCGACAGCGACGCCGAGCACCACACCGAGGGCAGGCUGCAGGGCUGGCUGCCGUUUGGAGUGGGCGGGGACCGCAAUCACACACGCGCACAGGAAGCACAGUCCUCCUUUGAAGAGUACAUGAAAACAUUCCUGCUGUCCUUCCGCCUCUUUGUCACGCCAGAAACCCUCGUGCAAGUCCUCCUCAACCAGAUGCAGCAGUCGUCGUCCGUGCGCGUCCUGCGUCGCCGCGUGCUCGAAAUCCUCCAGUCCUGGAUCAACACCGCAUGGCGAGACUUCUACAAGGAUCCAUCGCUCGUGUCAACGGCAACGCAAAUCCUUGCAACAGCAGCGUCUGUGGACGGCCACAUGUCAGACCUCGUCCCCACCAUCCAAUCAUCACUUCACCAGCGACUGCUCGAGGACAAAUCCGAGCGCGCACGCGAACAGCAGCAGCCAGACGACGCAAAUCUUCCGAAGAUAUCGCUGAUUGUCACCGAUCCGGAAGACUUGGCGGAGCAGCUCACGCUGUUCAAUGCACGGCUGUAUCAGCGCGUGGAUGCAAUUGAUCUGAUUGAGAGCGUCGUGCAGAACGUCACAUCCAAACCCCUCUCCCGCGUCAUCAACAGAUUCGACGAAGAGUACUUUUGGGUUGAGCAGGAGGUGCUGGACGCCGGCGAUCCGAAACUGCAGGCCGUCAUCAUCGACAAGUUCAUCCAGGCGGCUGCGCACUGCAAAGCGCUGAACAACUUCUACUCUGUGUUUACCAUCAUCGGUGCACUGGACACCGCCAAAAUUAGGAAACUCAAGCAGGCGUGGGAUGGCGUGCCAAAGGAGAGCCGGAAACUGAUGCAACGAUUGCAGUCGCUCACGUCCACCGACAAGAACAUGAAGGCGUAUCGGUCUGCCUACAAGAAGCUUGCAAGCAAGGCGCCACGUGUCGCGUUUCUUCCGAUUGUUAUGAAAGAUUUGCGGUUCAUUGCAGACGGAAACCAGAAGAAAGUUCAGGGCCUGCUCAACUUUGACAGGCUGCGUGCCCUAAGCGAGUAUGCAUCACACACGGAACGUGAGGUGUCCAUCCCCUACAAGAAGUUGACGCUUGACGAUGCCAUGCAGCGCUACCUCAAGCACCAGGGCGAUGCGGUGCGCGUGCGCCUGCGGUCCUCCGGACUGGCGGAUGCGCAGGCCUCGACGGAGCGGGAGCAGGCGCUGCAGAUGCAGGUUGCCGAGCUGGCGAGCGUCCUGGAGGAGAGAGACGCGCAGCUCACGAAGCUCCAGCAGGGGUCGUCUGCUCGCAUCCACGACCUCGAGCAGCAGCUGGCAAAGACGCGGCGCGUUUUCGCAGAAGAAAAACAGGCGCUCUCACAACACGUGCGCACCCUUCAACGGCAACUCAAACAAGCACAACACGGACGGCAGCAGCAGCCUGUGGUGGAUAAUUCGUCCAACAACAAUACCCCUGACAGUGCACAUGACGUGUUCUCCUUCAACGAGGACACCAACAACAACAACAACGGAACCACCUCCAGUGGGCGCAACAGCCGCCCGACCACGGCCGAGACGACGCUCGGGUUCGAUGACAUGAACGACAGCACCGAUGGCGAUGGCGAGAGUGGGGCUGCGAGUGACGCGAGCCCCUCAUCAUCGCGCCCUUCAUCACCACGCUCGAUUUCAAUGCGCAUCCGUCGGUCGUCGUCGCUUCGACGCAUGAAGCGCCAGCUCUCCCGCUCCAAGAGCAACCUUACCAGCAUCCCGGAGCACACGCACACGCACGCAGAGCAGCAGGGUGGUGAUGAUGGUGGUGAGGGUGACCAUGGUAAUGGUACGCCCGACCGUAAUGGCGGUCACAACGUUCAUCGUCGCGGUGGUGGUGCGAGGAUGGCGACCACACAAGCAGCAGUGGACACUGCCCUGUUGCUCGUGAACGGCGAGGACGCGUUGGGUGAAAGCAGCGUUGACGAUCACGAUGAUGGUGCCGAUGAUGGCAGGAAUCUGCGGUCGACGAGAACGCGACGUGCGCUUGCAGACGUUGUGGAAGAAGCGGAAGCAGAGGAGGGGGAGGGGGAGGAGGAAGGGAAGAGAGGGAAGGAAGGGGAAUUGGGCAAGGUGCAGGUGGGGAAGACGGGGUGUGAACAUUUGCCGUUGAAGGCUGCUCUCAAUACGACUGGAAACAGCGCCAACGACGACGCCAGCGAUGCGGAAGAGGACGAUCUCAUCACUCCUCCCGUUUCGGAUGCAUCAGCGCACACCGUCACCAACACUGCGAGCAACACGCGGCCGGCACCGCCCAACACCAGCGCCAGCAGUGAGGGUGAUGCGAGCAAGGCUGCUGCACUGUCGACGCCACUGCAAGAAUCGGCGCCUGUGGCAACACCACAAACUGCUCAGCAACAGCAGCAGCAGCAGCGUUCGCACGCGUGCAAGCCGCCGCUGCUGCGUAACCCGUCCUUCCUUGUGCAGGAGUACGACCGACUGUUGGCCCAGAACAUGCUGCUACUGGAGCGUGUGUCCGUUUUGGAGCAGCGGCUGGCUCAUGAAGGCGAUGGCAGCGUUAAUGCGUGCGGGAAGAACAACGACAACAACGCGAGGAUGGCUGUGCCACCGAUGCUGACCCAACGCGGCGGAAGUGCAGUGCUCCUUGUUGCCCAGGCGCUCAAGGCAAGAGAGGCUGCACAAGGGCACCACGAAACGCAUCCCGACACCAGUAGCCAAUGCGUUGAUGAUGGCGAUGGUGGUGGUGAUGAUGAUGAUGAUGCGCAUGCACGGCAGCGGUUUGAAGACGAGGUGGCGGCGCUGGUUGAGUUUGUUGAGAGCGGCAUGGACGGUUAUGGUGGUGACAAUGACGGUGAUGAAAGCAAUGAUGAUGGUUUCAAUGACCAGAUUGGUGGUGGUGGUGGUGAUGGGGAUGAUGUUGCUGACAGGAGUGGUGCCGCUGACACGUGCGCGACAUUGAAGCUUUCAACCGGACAGCGGAUCCGGUUUCUUCCUGAUGACGACAACGUCAUCGCCGUUCUCACGGACAACGAUGACGACGAUGUUGACACUGACGGCGAGGAAAGCAGUGAUGCCAGUGCAACACUGACCAAUGACGCGCGCCGUCAUGGUGAUGCUGCUGUCAGGCAGCUCGAUUCUCUGCAAGAGGCAGACGUCCGGCGCAUUGCACGAGAUGCGCUGAGGGAGAAUGAGGUGCUGCGCUCGUGUCUGCUGCCACUCGACAGCACGUGGUCCGAGGACACGUUGCAUGACGAGUGGGACGCCGCCAAGGACAUCGCCCGCCAUUUCCUGCACACCACGCGUGAUAGCAGCCCGUCCCAAACGCGCCUCUUUACUGACUUUCUCCUCGCCCACAGCAGCGGCGAUGGUGGUGACGCUGAGGAGUAGCGAGCGGUGGUUUGGCAGAGUGUGUUGAGAGAGAGAGAGUGUGUGUGUGUGUGUGUUUGAGAGAGGGGGGGAGGGGGUGUUACGGAAGGGAAGCUUUGCAUGUUCAUGUGUGCCUGUGAGGUUUGUUUCUGGCUAGGCGAGCAAGACGCUUGCGUAUCUUCUCUCUCAGUUUAGUGACCAGUACGUUUACUUGAAUUACACGGUCGUAAUACACUACAGGGUUGAUCGCACUUGCGUGAUGACAGCCAUUGCCCACACACAGGCGCACAUAGCAUACGCUUGCGAGCAUCCAAC
Molecule: messenger RNA, 7010 nt
Organism: Salpingoeca rosetta
Lineage: Eukaryota; Choanoflagellata; Craspedida; Salpingoecidae
Exons: 19
Coding region: 165-6716 (2183 amino acids)
Biological process (GO): Ras protein signal transduction; positive regulation of GTPase activity
Cellular component (GO): plasma membrane
Molecular function (GO): guanyl-nucleotide exchange factor activity
Source: RefSeq, a predicted model, not a curated record